Molecule: messenger RNA, 747 nt
Organism: Lecanosticta acicola
Lineage: Eukaryota; Fungi; Ascomycota; Dothideomycetes; Mycosphaerellales; Mycosphaerellaceae
Source: the annotation of a GenBank genome assembly
AUGUCUGCCAGUAGACUACGAGUACUCUGUCUGCACGGCUUCACAUCCAAUGGCCAGGUACACGCCCACCAACUUCGCCGCAUCACGAAAGCCCUUCCCGAGUACGACUUCUUGUUCCCCGAUGGUCCGCACGUCGUCGACAUUUCCUCGCAAAUGGACAUGACAAGUACGGCCAACCAGCAAUGGUCAGAGAUGGUUCAUGCUCUCUCUACGUCUGGCCACCGAGCCUGGUGGUAUGCCAGAGAGGGCAAUUGGCAUAACAAGGAGCGUGGCGGCUUUCACGGCUUGGAAGAGAGUCUCGAUUCUAUCGGCAACUAUAUAAGAGACAACGGUCCAAUACAUUCAAUCUGGGGCUUUUCUCAGGGAGCUUGUUUUGCCGGCAUGUUAUGUGCCCUACUACAAGACAAGCUCGCUGGCCAUCCUCUGCGAAAACACCUCCCAUCACCAUUAGACGCACCGAAAGCUGGCAUCAUAUUCUCUGGCUUCAGGGCGCGAUUCUCCCAAUAUGAUGGCUUGUACGAGCCAGGUAUUGACAUGCCUAUGCUUCAUGUCGUCGGCGAAAAGGAUCAACUAGUCAGCAGCGAAAGGAGCGAAGCUCUAGUGCGAGUAUGCUCCAAAUCGGAAUUCUUGAAACACAGUGCCGGCCAUGAAAUACCGAAAUCAGAUGAAGAUCAGGCACGAAUCAUCGACUUCUUCAAGAGAAACGUCCCAACAGACGGAAGGUCACAUAUUCAGCCAUCGAUGUGA